CUUCCCCCCGGUGACGCGAGAAGGAUCAGCAGAGGCAGAAAUCAGCGGUGUUCAGACACUUGAACGCGAGUUGGUGCGGGUGCGGGUUAGACCCACUUCGUCGCUCGGACUUCCUUCGUAGCUUCUUGCUGUAGUUGAUUGGAAACGAUUUUGUCUAUAGAUUCGUUGCUGCCUACACGAAGCCCAGUUGGAAAAGGCCAAAAAGGCCGAGUUCUAUCUGUAAUUACGUGGUACAUGCCCCGGUAUACUAUAAUAGUGGUGAUUAUAGUGUUGUGGUCAAUAUAAACAUAUACAUAUAGUUAUAACAGUACUAUAACGAACAAGUCGACGUCCCCUGUCGAUCAACUUACUUGACCUGCGUUCUUGGGUGGUCCUGAUAAAAUUGAGACGACUUUAACAGAAGACACAAGCUACAGAUCUUCUAUCUGUACACUUGUCUGUGUAGUGUUUCUUCUAUCGCAAGUGGUUCUCCGCCUUCAAGAUGCUGAUAUCGGACCUGGUACGGCGUUUCACGUGUAUAUAUAUGGUUACGGUUGUGCUUCUCGAAUCCGUACUAUCUCUUCCAACAAGGGAGCAGAUUCUAGAACUGUAUCAUCGAGCACCACAGCAUAUCAAGGAUGCUCUCGCAAGGCAUGGAAUACACGCGCACAAUUUACCCAGCCCAGCGUCCUUGGCAACGCUGCACACCUCUUCCCUUAUCGCUAACCAUCCAGGACUUGCGAACAGCGCAUUCGCCGGCCGGCUAAACCUCCAUGCUCUCGCCUCUCGGGCGCAGGCCAUUCUGAAACGGCCCCCAAGCCAACUACCUUUCCCGAUUCCAUCAUUCAACAAGAACAACAACAAUAACGCGGCCCAACUUCAGCGAAGAAGCGGCUUGGUUCUAUCAUUUCCUAUUAAGAAGCCUCAACAGCAGCAGCAGCAGCAAAUGUCUGUAGGAGUCGAUGGCAACGACGACACAAUUUCACGACAGUUGUCCUCAUCUCGGGCCUUGGCAGGACCCCCUCCUCAGAUCGUUACCGUUCCUCCUCAUAUAGAGGGACUCCAACUGAGCAAUCAUCAUAUAAAACCUGUGAGCACCAUUAUCAACUUUGGUCCACCAGCAGCUUCGACGCCUUCAUCUCCGUCUCCAUCAGAUAGCAUCAUCACCGGUCGACCAAUGCAAGAAGGCCAAUUGCCUGUGAAACCAUUGACGCCACCCACACCGUUGCCCUCUGUUCCUAUUCCUCAACCCUCUAGCGGCCUCGAACCGAUUAUCCAGGUUACCAAAACGCAAAAGCAACAGCGUCCAGAAACUGUUGUCAGCGCACGAAGCUUUAGCAAUCCGUUCGAUGACAACCCGCUCUCACGACCGCUAUCGGUGCCCCUUAAUGUGCGCAACCCCAAAUAUGAAUAUGGCGGUUUCGUGCCAAUCUCAACCAAUGGAGGCGGCGGGGGUAGCACGAGCAUCAAUAGCGCCGCGGCCUCGCCAGCGACGAAUUUCGUACUGUCGUCUCCUGCCGUUCGAUCUGAGAAGCACGUUCAUUUUGCUAAUGGAUUUGUUAUUGAAGAGGAGCCAGCUGCCAGUUCCCCAAGAAUAUCCGGACCGGUGGUUCCGGGAGCCGUGGUGCGGGACAUUGCGCCAUACAACCUCGUCAAGAAGACAACGGCGCUCGUCGAGACCUGCCAGACUUCGAAACAGGACUUCUGCGUCAUGGAUGACGAAAGCUACCCCAAGUUGGAGACCGAACAUUUUCUACGCAAAUGCGAGCACCUACUCGAUGCGAUGUACGUGAGACCUAAUGGAGGAGCGGGAUCCCAAUACAACGCGACGAUCGGAGGCUUCGCUGGCAGUGGGAGUGGCGUCCUCGGCGGUCGUCCGCUCUGCGAUGCGGAAAGGAAAGCGAAAAGGCUGGCUGUCGCUAGGGAUAUUCAUGGCCAGUGGGCUGUACUGAUACAAGCGGGCAGAUGGCCUCAGAAGGCGCACGUCACAUUUUGCAGAGACGAAGGUCGACCGUGCCAGCGACUUGGCGGCUGCAGCGUGAAAACUCGUUGCGUGCAACGUUUUGCUCCUCAGACACUAAUCGCUCUGGAUCCACUCAACCCCGAGGCUUGUCCCACCCUAAGAGCCUUUGCGUUACCCUCAGCCUGUGAAUGCACCUCUGCCUAGGAUUAUCUUUAAAAUCAACUUAACGCGUUAUUUGGGCCACCUGAACGUUGCACUACCGUAAAUUACAUUCCACGUGCCAACAGAUUACAGAAUUCAACGGAACUGCUCUAAAUCCACCUAUACCCCCUACCCCCCACCGAGGAUACCGAGUUGUCAUGGAGUAUUUGACACAACGGCGUCACUAAUAGCAAAAAUGUCGGAUGGCUUAAGUGCCUGUAAACGCAACCCAGUUUGAUUUAAUUUCGCCGUAAUCGCGUGCUGUGUUGCAUAGAACAGUCGAAACUGUGUCUUUUGUUGUCUGACCUAGAAUCAGGUCGAUCAGUGUCCUAAUGAAAGGGAUGCAAAGUCAACGGCAAAACAACACGAACCAGCAUAGAUAAGAAAAACGAAUUGCUCUCCCUCACCACUAACAGUCCUGCCUACCAACAAGCGCCGAGACCGCCGGCAACAAACACAGAUCACGUUAACCCAACCGAGUUAUUGAACAUACGUCAUAUAUGGAAAUACGACUUGGACCGGACAAUAUACAAUCUUAAGUCAAACCCUAUAGACUACGAAGGUGGAUACGUACCUUUGUGCUGAUACCUUCCCGACCUCACAUUUGAGUUUUCCAAACGUAUUCGGAAAGCGGUUAGGCAAUGGAAGAAAAAUGAAGGAAGAAAAAUGAGAGAGACUUCUACAAAUUAAACGCUGCGAAAAUUAUUAAUGCAUGGCGGCAGUAGACUACUAUCGUAGACCCAGGAGAAGGAUUUCAGAACUAAGUUCUAGCGGUAUGUAUUCUUACUACCUAUCAAAGACGAAAAAGUAUAAUAGUAUAGAUAGUAUACUAUAUAUGUAAGGCUGUGCACGAAUACGAUCACAAAUUUUGAACUGAAUGCUCGAUUUAAGUCUUUGAAAAAAUAAUAAAUACACAAUACUUAUGAUAGUUCGCACGCUGUUACGGAUAAGACGAAUGCAACUACAAUACCAGAGAUACGCACGUGGUACCGGUGUUAAAUAGCAUGCUAAAAAAAACAAGCUCAUAUGAGCUCUCUCUCGCACCCCUUGCGAUGCCGCUUCCCUCUGUUAUUUGUCCGAUGAAUGAACUGCACGAACCAUCUUCUGCGAAUGUCGAAUAGAUACAGGCAAGAGACUUGUGCAGACGAUAUUAAUCACGCUGAUGAUCACCACUCUGUUGUUCAUUCUCAUAACGUAUGUUUAUGCGAUGGAGCAACGAUUUCUGUCUGUUGAGGCUGUCAAAGGUGAACCAGAGGCGACACGGGUGGAUCGUGCCAUCGACGGAUUCACCAACAGAUGGACUCGUUCUGUAAAUUCAUUUACUCGCUUCUUAUUAAGCACGGCACGCGGGAAGACGACGCCUGGAGUCUCGAAAACGGACCAGACGCUCCGAUAUCGUUUGCCAAUGGCAGUAAGGCCUACUGGUGGGUCAUUUUCUUUCUGCUUAGCAACAGAUAGAAACAAAGCUGUGAAACAAAGGAAGAAGACGCCCGACUGUAGGCCAGCAGUACGAGGCAACAACAGCAACUAACAAAGCAACUAACAAUCGGAAUUCUUAACCAUUCUCAAUCGAAGGAAGCAGAAAUCGAAAGGAAAAACAGUCCAUAAAGGAAAAAGACCUUUGAUUAUCUAGGCUCUUGUAGAGGCCGACCUACGGUUAUUGUAGGUCGCUACUGGAACAUAUCAUUGAGGUCAAGAUUGAGCGUCGCCAAUGGGAGGCACAAAAAAAGAGCGUGCGCGGUGAAAAAAUAACCAACGUACCCAAAGAAAAAAGGUCUUUUAGCCACGUUUUAUCACAGCCACUUGCCAGUGUGUAAGAACCAUUACCUUCCCCAGUGUAUAAAAAAUCACAUAAUACAAAACAGGGGUAGCCUUAAUAAAAUCUUGAGAAGCCCUGAUUUUUUUUAAUCUACUAAUGUGUGCCUGUAUUUUCGGAUCGAGAAGCGUUUGCCUGAAGAGCUUUUACGUAUAUUGUUUGCCUCUUCCCGUACCUUACAGAAAGCUGAUCGGUCACGAUAUGGGUCGAUUGUACAAGUCUAUAAUGGGCAACCACAGAUUUUACUUUUGAUGAACAAUGUUCCACACUUAUUAGCUCCGAAAGACCUUUUAACUCCUAAGUCAUAUGGGUCGCAAAUUAAGAAAAAAAAACCCGGCGUUCUAAAAAACUGGUCUUUUCCGCCCUUCAGGACAAGCAUUGUUGUGUGUCACAGCAGCAGUCAAGUAAUAUCAAUAGCCACGAAGGCGUCGGUUUCAAUUGAGUCUCGUUACUUUACCUUCAAUUGUACCACACGUAUUACAAUGAUGAUCGGCUGGCAUGAGCUCACAAAGAUGUCUGAAAUACCUGGCUGUGGAGAUUCGUCUGGUCAUAUGUUCUCGUGCCUUUUAUGGUUCCUUAGCCCUCCCGCGUUUGCUUUGCUUACAGCAUCAGUUUAUAUUGGAUGCUCGUCUUUCCUUAUUGUACACCUGUAGCAAUCAGCUGUACACUUCGUUUUAGGCCCGACUGUUUCGCACAUGCAGUAAUUGUCAUCAGGCUUGCGAGAUAGAAUUAAAAUAUUUAUUAGAUACUCAGAUAAAUGUCUUCACUUAUUAGAUAUUUUUUAUUUGAAAAGCUCCUAACAAGUGAUAGAUAGUUGCUGAUGAACUUGGUGCGGAACGGUAGAACAAUCGGGCUGACUGGACAAUAUAUAGAUAUAGUAGAGUAAAUAAAAAAAAGAUAUAAUAAUUACAUUUAUAUAAUUUAUUGUAUAAUGUCCGUGGGCGACAUUUUUAAUUAUAAAACGAAGAAAGAGAUCGUACAUUUGUGUUAACUUAAAACGAUGACUGUAUGUGACCUAGAUAAAUAUAUGCCCCUUGCGCCAAUAUCGACGACAUUGGGUAUAGAAAAUAAUCUUAAACGAUAAAAGACGAAACACUAGCUGAUUGUCCGCUAGUAGUCUAUUGGCUUUCAGGAUGAAUCAAGCAUAUUCGAAGAAAGUAAUACAGGUUGAAGAUAUUUAAAUAAAAAAUAGAGAUUUUCUUUGUAUAUUGUCUGUAGUGUAGACAAUAUAUGGAACAUAUAUAUAAGAAUAUAUAUAUAUAUAUAUAUAAGGUGCUGUCACACCAUACUAAUUUUACUCAUAUAGAGAUAUAAGGUAUUGUCAAGGAAUGAUUGCAACAAGAGGCAAAGACGUGUUGAAAACUGAGAACGUAGAGAUAAAUAAAUGUACAUGUAAAGACUUGGAUCAAUAAACCUCAAUAAU
Varroa destructor (honeybee mite) is the source of this 5382-nucleotide messenger RNA. RefSeq lists its product as uncharacterized. The record is from RefSeq and is a predicted model, not a curated record. Gene Ontology annotation, molecular function: growth factor activity; Toll binding. Gene Ontology annotation, biological process: innate immune response; central nervous system formation. Gene Ontology annotation, cellular component: extracellular region. NCBI's taxonomy places the organism in Eukaryota, Metazoa, Arthropoda, Arachnida, Mesostigmata, Varroidae.